Messenger RNA from Sordaria macrospora k-hell, 1041 nucleotides. RefSeq lists its product as uncharacterized. Gene Ontology annotation, molecular function: nucleic acid binding. Lineage: Eukaryota; Fungi; Ascomycota; Sordariomycetes; Sordariales; Sordariaceae. Gene Ontology annotation, biological process: DNA integration. The record is from RefSeq and is a predicted model, not a curated record.
AUGCUCAAACCCGCCGAAGACGGAUUCUUGACCUUCGCUGGCGAUAAACCAGCAGACUCACCAGCUGAAUCAGACGGGGAGGAAGAAAUACAGAUCACAGAACUGGAACUCAGCCAGGACCUGGUGGACCAGAUUCUCCAAGCCAACCGCUCAGCUAAUUCACUAUCAAUCUACAGGGAAAAGACGAAGUCGGACGACUCCCUCUUUAUGUUUAAAGACGGACUACUGACAAAGGAUUACAAGCUGGUGGUCCCAGAAGACGAGAACUUGCGCACCAAGCUCAUCGAGGCGGCACAUUGCCCCGUCACGUCGGCCCACACUGGUUGGAACAAGACCAAACAAAUAGUUUACAAGCGAUACUGGUGGGCAGGCAUGGCGGCAGACGUGGAUCGUUAUAUCAAUAACUGCUGGACUUGCAAGGUAUUCAAGGCUCCCAGAGACAAGACUCCCGGCUUGAUGCACUCGAUCCCAUUGAAAGAGGACUGCUGUGCUUUCAAAUCACUGGUAAUCGAUUUCAAGUCGAUGGCCGAAGAUCAACACGGUUACAAUAUGAUUAUGGUAAUCAUGGAUCGAUUCACAAAGGCCAACUGGAGUAUCCCUUGUAAAGACACGGUUACCGCAAGAGCUGCGGCUGUCCUCUACUACCGCGGACCCUACCGCGUCUUCGGUUUGCCAGAUGAGGUCAUUAGUGACCGCGGUCCACAGUUUGUAUCCCAAAUGAUGCAGGAAGCGGUGUCGCUGUUAAACCUCAAGUGGAAGCUGGCUACAUCAGGCCAUUCCCAGACCGCGGGUCAGGUCGAGAAUCUACACCAAUACAUCGACCAACGGCUGAGACCAUACAUCAACCACAAUCAGGACGACUGGUCCGAGUUUAUCCCAGCACUGGACGCGGUUCAAAUAAUCCUACCCCAUAAUAGUCUGGACGGACUAUCCCCCAAGGAGGUUAUCAUGGGCUUCCCCAUGCUUGGUGUGCUGGAUUGGGAGGACCGCGUGGAACCGAAGCCGCCCAAGAUGGAGAUCAAUCGACAAGAGGCUCACUAA